CAAGAAGAAGAAUUGUCGUCAUAUCCGCCUGUCAGCUUGUACACUUCCGGGAAAGAAAGAAAGACAACAUCGAAUACUCCGUGAACAAACAAAAAGACCUAAAAUACAUUGCUUUUACGGGUUUUAGUUCCUCUAAGACCUCAUUUGUCAUUAUGUUUUCCUUCCAUGUUUUUGACCCCCCAAUGGGCCGGGGCUUUCCGAACCGCUUCUCCACUCAGUACCGGUGCUACUCGGUGUCCAUGCUGGCGGGACCCAACGACCGCUCCGACGUGGAGAAAGGAGGCAAAAUAAUCAUGCCACCUUCUGCUCUUGACCAGCUCAGCAGGCUCAACAUCACGUACCCGAUGCUGUUCAAGCUGACCAACAAAAACUCGGACAGAAUGACACAUUGUGGUGUUCUGGAGUUUGUAGCAGAUGAGGGGAUCUGCUACCUACCACACUGGAUGAUGCAAAAUCUCCUGCUGGAAGAAGGUGGUUUGGUUCAGGUGGAAAGUGUCAAUCUCAUGGUGGCCACUUAUUCAAAGUUCCAACCUCAAAGUCCUGAUUUUCUGGACAUCACAAACCCCAAGGCAGUGCUGGAGAACGCACUGAGGAACUUUGCAUGCUUGACAACUGGUGAUGUUAUUGCUAUCAACUACAAUGAAAAGAUCUAUGAGCUGCGAGUGAUGGAGACCAAGCCAGAUAAAGCUGUGUCCAUCAUUGAAUGUGAUAUGAAUGUUGACUUUGAUGCACCUCUGGGUUACAAAGAACCUGAGCGGCGAUCUCAGAACCAGGAUGAACCCACGGAGGAAGAGCCAGACCCAAGCAGUUAUGCUGACAUGGACCUCGGAUUCAGAGCUUUUACUGGUUCUGGCAAUCGUCUGGACGGUAAAACAAAAGGGAUUGAGCCUAACCCUGUUCCUCUAGCAGCAAGUGACAUUAAAAGAGGAAUUCCCAAUUAUGAUUUCAAAGUUGGCAAAAUCACUUUCAUUAGAAACUCCCGACCUCAGCCCAGGAGAGUUGUCGAUGAUGAUGAUGCCCUGAACAAGUUCAUUGCCUUCUCUGGAGAGGGACAGUCACUACGCAAGAAAGGCAGAAAGCCUUAGAGCUGCAAGUGGAGAGUCAGGCCUAUGUGACGUCUAUUGUAGAGCUUUUAUGUAGAAUUUUGAUUAUAUUUUUUGAUUGAAAUUCUCAUAUUCUCAUUUGCUCAAAUAAAGCAAAAUUGCAUUCUGG
Oryzias latipes (Japanese medaka) is the source of this 1212-nucleotide messenger RNA. It is a transcript of the gene ufd1l, whose product is annotated as ubiquitin recognition factor in ER associated degradation 1. Lineage: Eukaryota; Metazoa; Chordata; Actinopteri; Beloniformes; Adrianichthyidae. Gene Ontology annotation, cellular component: VCP-NPL4-UFD1 AAA ATPase complex. Gene Ontology annotation, biological process: ERAD pathway; ubiquitin-dependent protein catabolic process. Gene Ontology annotation, molecular function: polyubiquitin modification-dependent protein binding. The record is from RefSeq and is a predicted model, not a curated record.